AUACUAGAGGAUGCCUCGAUAAUGUGUAAUUCGUGGUCUCCAAGACAUAAUGGCGAUCUUUUCUCUGGACUGAACGAUGGACUGAUAAGUAGGGCGGAAGCAUUGGCUGCCGUAGACAUUAAGCAUCAAGGAACGGGCGGACCAGGCGGUCUUCCACAACUCAAGCACGACAUGAUGUACCACCACAGUAUGGGAGCACCUCCACCGGUCAGUAGGCCACAUCACCAGAUGGGACACAUGGAUGGUUUGGAGAUGUUAGAUCCCAUAUCGUCUUCGUCUAUGACCACAUUAACACCCAUGUCUGAAACUCCAACGCAUAUGCAUUCCUAUGGAAUGAAUCAUGUUAUGAAUCAUCAUCACCACGGAGGACCAUUAUCAGGUCACAGUGCUCCAGCACAUCACCCGGCGAUGGCAGCGGCAGCUGCAGCUGCGGCCGUCGCCGGACUCCAUCCCGAUGCCGACACGGACCCCAGAGAAUUGGAAGCCUUCGCCGAGAGGUUCAAACAGAGGAGGAUCAAGCUGGGGGUCACUCAGGCCGACGUAGGUAAAGCCUUGGCAAAUCUAAAACUUCCAGGAGUAGGAGCCCUCUCCCAGUCGACGAUCUGCAGGUUCGAAUCCCUAACCCUCUCCCACAACAACAUGAUAGCGCUCAAACCCAUCCUCCAAGCCUGGCUGGAGGAAGCCGAGGCGCAGGCCAAAAACAAAAGACGUGACCCGGACGCGCCCAGUGUCCUCCCGGCCGGCGAAAAAAAGCGUAAAAGGACUUCAAUCGCGGCGCCGGAAAAACGCAGUUUAGAGGCGUAUUUCGCAGUGCAACCGCGACCGUCCGGCGAAAAAAUAGCCGCGAUCGCUGAGAAAUUAGACUUGAAAAAGAACGUCGUCAGGGUUUGGUUCUGCAACCAGCGACAGAAGCAGAAGAGGAUGAAGUUUGCUGCGCAACACUGACCGGAAGUAAAUUUCGGGUUUCCUGUAAAUUAGUGAUAUAGUGUGAUUAACAAUGUUCGUCAUGAAACGCGCUGA
Diabrotica virgifera virgifera (western corn rootworm) is the source of this 1020-nucleotide messenger RNA. RefSeq names its product inhibitory POU protein (gene acj6). The record is from RefSeq and is a predicted model, not a curated record. Bases 22 to 945 code for a protein of 307 amino acids. Gene Ontology annotation, molecular function: RNA polymerase II cis-regulatory region sequence-specific DNA binding; DNA-binding transcription factor activity, RNA polymerase II-specific. Gene Ontology annotation, biological process: regulation of transcription by RNA polymerase II. Lineage: Eukaryota; Metazoa; Arthropoda; Insecta; Coleoptera; Chrysomelidae. The transcript is spliced from 5 exons.